AUGGCUAAGACUCCAUCCAAGAAAGCCGCCAAGACGGUCGCCAAGACCGGCAAAGGCAAGGGCCGCGGCAAGAAGCGCGUCGAGUCGUACUCGACGUACAUCUACAAGGUGCUGCGUCAAGUGCACCCGGAGACGGGCAUCAGCAAGCGCGGUAUGUCCAUCAUGAACUCGUUCAUCAAUGACAUUUUCGAGCGUAUUGCUUCGGAGGCCGGCAAGCUCUCGCGCUACAACAAGAAGUCGACGCUGUCGAGCCGAGAGAUCCAGACGGCCGUGCGUCUCAUGCUUCCGGGGGAGCUCGCCAAGCACGCCGUGUCGGAAGGCACGAAGGCCGUGACCAAGUUCACGUCUGCUUAG
This is a messenger RNA of Peronospora matthiolae, 354 nucleotides long. Lineage: Eukaryota; Oomycota; Peronosporomycetes; Peronosporales; Peronosporaceae. The record is from the annotation of a GenBank genome assembly.